Chenopodium quinoa (quinoa) is the source of this 2585-nucleotide messenger RNA. Its product is annotated as UDP-glycosyltransferase TURAN-like. Gene Ontology annotation, molecular function: mannosyltransferase activity. The transcript has 16 exons. Lineage: Eukaryota; Viridiplantae; Streptophyta; Magnoliopsida; Caryophyllales; Amaranthaceae. The coding region runs from base 214 to 1497 and encodes 427 amino acids. The record is from RefSeq and is a predicted model, not a curated record. Gene Ontology annotation, cellular component: endoplasmic reticulum.
CAAGGGAUCCCAUUCAACAAUUACUGGUAGUUUACAACAGGGUAUUCCAUUGUUGCUCAAGUGUUUCCAUCCUUGAAAGCUACGCUGCGAGUCUGCGACAUUGCAAUCCUCCCUCUCUCUCCUCCAUUGAAUUGUACUCUGAAUUCUCCAUUGAAUCAGCUCCUGAGCUUUCUCUCCUCCAUUUUAAGAGGAAAAGAGGUUGAGGACAAGAAGAUGGGUAAACGAGGUAGAGCAGCAGUUGUUGUACUGGGGGAUAUCGGCCGGAGUCCAAGAAUGCAGUAUCAUGCCCUCUCACUUGCUACCCAGGCAUCUCUCGAGGUAGACAUUAUUGCAUAUGGAGGUUCUGAUCCACAUGCUGCUCUUCUGAACCACCCUUCCAUUUGUGUACAUCAAAUGGCACAAUGGCCUAAAUUUACACAAAAAUUACCGUGGGUACUUCGCUAUUUUGUCCUUUUGCUCAAGCCACUGUUUCAGCUCCUUGUACUCCUUUGGCAUUUGUGCAUUAAAGUACCAGCUCCAGAUGUUUUCUUAGUUCAGAAUCCGCCAUCUGUACCAACCUUGGUGGCUGUGAAAUGGGCAAGCUGGAUCAGGCAUUCAGCAUUCAUAGUGGAUUGGCACAAUUUUGGAUACACUUUGCUAGGGCUAUCUCUUGGUAGAGGAAGUCGCUUUGUUGCAGUAUAUCGUUGGUUUGAGAAGCAUUAUGGACAGCUGGCAGAUGGCUCUCUUUGUGUAACAAAGGCCAUGCAACAUGAUUUGGCUCAGAACUGGGGAAUCAGAGCCACUGUGCUGUAUGAUCAGCCUCCGGAUUUUUUCCAUCCUGCUUCAAUAGAGGAGAAGCACAGGCUGUUUCUCAAAUUGGAUAAAGAGUUCAGACAAUCCGAGGGAAAUCGAGAUUGUAUCAACCAUGGAAGCAGACAUAUGAGGACAGAUGAACCCUUUGAUACUCUGUUUACAAACGUUUCUGGAGUUGGUGUCUCUGAAAAGUCAACCCGGCCAGCACUUGUUGUUAGUAGUACGAGCUGGACACCAGAUGAAGAUUUUGGUAUCCUUCUGGAGGCAGCAGUUAUGUAUGACAGACGUGUUGCAGCAAUCUUGAAUGAGGACGAUUCAAUUAAAGAAGAGGUCCUUUGGGAUGAAAUGAAUGACGGGAAACAAAAUAUAUACCCUAGAUUGCUAUUUGUGAUAACAGGAAAAGGCCCUGAAAAAGAAAAAUAUGAACAAAAAAUAAAGAACUUACACCUUAAGCGUGUUGCUUUCCGCACAAUGUGGUUGUCAGCCGAAGAUUAUCCCCUACUUCUUGGGUCAGCUGACCUGGGGGUUUGUUUGCAUACUUCCUCGUCUGGAUUGGAUCUUCCGAUGAAGGUUGUGGACAUGUUUGGUUGUGGUUUGCCAGUUUGUGCUGCUUCAUACUCAUGCAUUGAGGAGCUUGUCAAAGUUGAAAGGAAUGGUCUUCUUUUCUCAUCUUCUUCUGAACUUGCAGAUCAGCUCUUGGCGUAGAACCACAAUGGAAAACGCCGCCGCCCUAGCUGAAGCCAUCCGAAGCCAUCCGCAUGUUGGCCGAAAACCUGAACCAGAACCAAGGGGAUCAACUCGAUCCCAAGCGGAGAUGUUUAAAAAGCUAGCUCAAGUGAGGCCCCCAGGGAGGUGCUGAUCCCACCUUCUUAGAAAACUGGAUCCCAGAGUUCGAUAAAUUAUUCGUGGCAUUGAACUGCCCCGAGGGUAUAAAAGUGGAUCAGGCGGCUACGUAUCUCAAAGAUGAGGCCGACAUAUGGUGGAGGGAUAAUUCUGAGAUAGUGAGAGCCAAACCCAAUUUCGUGUGGGAAGUGUUUAAGACCGCUUUGAGGGACAAGUUUUACCCUCCAUUUCUAAAGAAGCAGAAGGCUCGAGAGUUUAUAAAUCUAGAAAUGGGCCAGAUGUCAAUCUAGAGUACUAUAACAAGUUCAUGACCCUUGCUAGGUUUGCUCCUGAGGUUAUACCAAGAACUGAAGGCUUAGAGGUUUGGAUAGGGAUUGACUGACCGGUUACCAAAAGACCUAGCUGGAAAGUCUUUAAGACUUUUGACAAAGUAUAUAAGAGAGUGCCUGGAGAGAAAAUGAAGGACUUUGGGAAACCUGAAAACCAGAGUAACUUUAAGAGGCCUAGGAAUGAGAACUCGUUCGAUAGGGUAACCAAAAUGUUAGCAAUUCUUCUAAUGCUAACAAUGGGAGAGAAGCUACCACUGCAAUAGGUGUAGGAGAAACCAGCCAAGGAAAGACUGUGAUGGGAAUUUAGUGACUUUUAGGUUUCUGCAACAAAAAGGGGCAUAGGGAGUAUGAGUGUUACACCUUCUCUCUUUAAACUUGUGAGUACCUGAACAAUAUCCAAGAGAAUUACUGCCACGUGUUCAAACGCUAAGGCUAUAUCAGAAAUUAGCAACGGAAAAACUAAAUCAGUUAUAUAAAUAAGUUUCCAAACCAACAAAUAAAAUUAAGUCUUACAAGUUGGAACCUUUAAGACUCUAUUUAAAACCCAGCAAAAGUAGUAAAUAAAUAGAACCAGAGUUUAAAUAAAUUCAAUCUUAUGAAAAGAAAUAAAUUGCGAACAAU